CUCACCUGCUGUUUCCAGUUGCUGUAGUCGGUCACUGAAGAUUUAAAGGAAACUAAAUUUCCUCGAACCGUGUCGGAAUGAUGAACAGGUGUGGUCUUAUAUCUGAGGGAAAGGUGCCAGUGCCUCUGAAGAGCAUCACAGUGGAUGUGCGGGUUCAGGGGCAUGUUGCCACAGUCACGUCCACUCUGCAGUAUGUGAAUGAGGAAGAGCGCCACCUGGAGGCCUUGUUCGUCUUUCCUCUGCCAGCUGAUGCUGCUGUCUGCCACUUCAGUGCCAAGAUCGGCGAGCAGGAGAUUGUGGCAGAGGUGCAAGAGAGACAGAGCGCGAGGGAUCAGUAUGAUGAUGCUGUGAGUUCGGGUCAGCAGGUGUUUCUGUUGGAAGAGAGCGCAGAGAGUUCUGAUGUGUUCAGAUUGAGUGUUGGGUGUCUGUCACCACGUCAGAACGCUGCCAUCACCAUCAUCUACGUCACCGAGCUCGCUGUUCAGGCCGAUGACGCCCUGCGGUUCUGUCUGCCUGCUGUACUCAACCCCCGAUACACACCAGCAGGUUCAGGGUGUGGAAUAGUUUCAGAGAUUUCAUCAGGAUGUGGAUCUGUUCCCUACACUCUGACUCUCAGUGUUCAUGUGAGCUCUCCAAACCCCAUCUCCAAAAUAGAGUCCAACUGCACUCUGGAUCCUCUAGUGUUCCUCAACUCUGAUCACACUCACGCAACGGUGAAUCUGAGUGAUGGUCACAUGUUUGAUAAGGACGUUGAGCUGUUUCUGUACUAUCAGAAUACCCAUCAGCCCACCGCUAUAGUGGAGGCAGGAGUGGCCACUACCCAGCCAGGUUUUCUGAUGAGGGAUCCAGCGGUCAUGAUCAGUUUGUACCCAGAGUUCCCUGAGGAAGUGAUGUCAUCAGUGGCAUCACAAGGCGAGUUUGUUUUCGUGAUUGACAGAUCAGGGAGUAUGCGCGACAUUAUGCAUCAUGGGGAAAGAGCACAGAGGCGCAUAGAGCGCGCAAAGGACACUCUUCUCUUAUUGAUGAAGAGUCUGCCAAUGGGAUGCUACUUCAAUAUCUAUGGAUUUGGCUCUCGCUUCGAAUCCUUCUUUCAUAAAAGUGUUGUGUACAAUCAGAAGACAAUGGAUGAGGCUCUGAAGAGAGUAAAGGAAAUGCAAGCAGAUAUGGGCGGCACUGAGAUUUUAGAGCCUCUAAAACACAUCUACAGUCAGUGCUGUUACCCUGAUCACCCCAGACAGCUGUUUAUCUUCACGGAUGGAGAGGUUGGUAACACUAAAGAGGUGCUGGACCUGGUAAAAAGUAAUGUUCACUCUCACAGGUGUUUCUCAUUCGGGAUUGGUGAGGGUGCAAGUACCGCCCUCAUCACAGGAAUGGCCAGAGAGGGAUCUGGUCACGCCCAGUUCAUCACUGGCUCUGACCGCAUGCAGACUAAAGUGAUGCAGUCUCUCAAAUUUGCGCUGCAGCCAGCAGUGGUUAAUAUCUCUGUGAAUUGGACUGUGCCAGAUGGCAUUACUGUUGACACACUGUCCCCUCCCAUCAAUGUGCUCUUUCAGGGUCAAAGGGCACUAAUAUAUACCCUGCUUAAAGGAGAGAGUUCAGGAAGCUCUGAGGGAACAGUGACUGUGACAUACAGCCUGAAAGAUCAACCAGUGACAAACCAGCUCCACUUCUGCCUUAAACCAACUGAAGAUACUGGGUUGGCCAUCCACCGUCUGGCGGCUCGGUCCCUCAUUCGCUCCCUGGAGCAGCAGGAGAGGGCAGGUGUUGCAGGAAUGGAGGGUAUCAAGAGCAGGAUGGUGGAGCUCAGUGUUCAGGCAGGAGUGAGUUGUAUUCAUACAGCCUUCAUUGCCAUUAACAAAGACAGCAAACAGACUGUGAAAGGACCCCUGCUGCAGAGGAGAGUACCAACAGGAGGAUCCCUGCAGCUGAUGGGCACGCUAACAGGAGCAUCCCUGCGGCUGAGGAGCAUUCAGACAGGAGGAUUUGAAUAUGCACAAUUAGAUAACAUGAAAUCAACAUGCAGGAGAAAUCCAAAAAAUGUCCAAGUUGAAAGAAUUCAAAGUUGUAUAAAGAUUGACCCCUGUGAAAUUGGAACAUUUGCAGCGGACUGUGGAGGAAUGGAUUAUUUUACGGGGUCAAAGCAGUACCAAACGGGGUGUCCUGAACAAAAACAGAAGAGAACAUUAAAGGAAAAGUGCUUGAGAUUAUUUCACCGUAAGUCUUCAUCUGUGCUGUCUGUUCAGGCAAACUCUCAAAGCAAACAAGAGGCCGUUGUUGAGCUCCAGAAGGACUCUUUGCUCCAGCUGGUUUCUCUCCAGAAGGCAUCCGGUUGCUGGGAUCUGAACUCCACACUGGCUCAUGUGUUUGGAAAGACGGAGGAUGAGCUGACCAAUCAGAAGCCAGCACAGGUGGAUGUGUUAGUUUGGGCCACUCUUCUGGCUCUCAUCUGGCUGUACGGAUAUAAAAUGGAUCAUCAGGUUGAGUGGCAGUUUGUGGCCAUGAAGGCGGCAUCAUGGAUCCGCUCUCAGAAAGUGGACAGUGUGUCUCAGUGUGUGUGUGUUGGUAAUGCCCUGCUGGGAUGUCAGGUGACAGAAGAGACGCUGGGAAUCUGAAGACUUGGGACACAAAUGCUGCUUUUUUUUUCACUCAGAAAUGAUGUGCAUUAGCUCAGUCGGUGAGACUAAACAGAAAUACAAAACCUGUCCUGAUUGAAAGUAAACAAGCUGACAAACACAUCAAAUACAUUUUUUGGUGAUAAUAUAGCAUAAUGAGAGAUUUAUAAGCAAUUUUUAAUAGGCCGGCCAUUUUUGACCGGGAACACCAAAAGUGUAACAAAGUGGAAAAAACACACACAAAAAAUACAAUUUUGAUACCCAGUGUGAACAAAGUCUAAAAGUUUACAUAAACUAGAAUUUUCAGGCAAAAGAAAAUCCUCUUCGGGUCAAAAUGACCGGAAGACAACAAUGAAAAU
Messenger RNA from Xyrauchen texanus (razorback sucker), 2971 nucleotides. RefSeq names its product von Willebrand factor A domain-containing protein 5A-like. The transcript has 23 exons. The coding region runs from base 78 to 2612 and encodes 844 amino acids. Lineage: Eukaryota; Metazoa; Chordata; Actinopteri; Cypriniformes; Catostomidae. The record is from RefSeq and is a predicted model, not a curated record.